AUGGCCGCGGCAUCCUCCCCCGACACGCUGGCGCGUCGGCUGCGGAAGUCCAUCUGCUGCGGGUGGAGCCACUCGAGGCGGGUCGAGGAACCCACACAGGGCAAGUCCUCACCGGGACAAAGGGAGCCGAGCACUGACGACGCAGAGCUUACAGGCUACUUCACCCACCGAUACCUGGCAGGCAGGUGGUUCGACGGUGGCAGGGACUACCUCUUGUCACGUCUGGACCAGAUUCAAACCUUCCAGUACAACGCUGCAGAUGGCGCAGUGCAGGUUUGGCAGUAUGCUUUUGACCUGAGAAGCUUCAGCAAGCGCCCAGAAGACGUCAUCGUACUUUACCACUACACCGACGAGCUUGGUUUCCACAACAUUGGGAACGUGGAGCAGAUGACGGCAGAGCUCUUCGCAUCCCUCGAAGACCGGCGAGCGCAUUUUGGCAAGGGCAUUUAUGCCUCUCGACACGAGCCUGCAGUCUGGGGAACACGCCUCCGCAUUCUUAUGAACGCCUACAGCAACGAUGACCCGCUGAGCUUCGAUCCAGAAGAAGCAGAGCCUCAGCGAGUGUCUCGCGAAUGGGGCAGCACGAGGCCACAGGGCCACCGUGCGGCCUUUUGCAUUCCCCUGAUCGUGCCGAAGGAUAUGGCCUACAACAUCUUCGAGCGGCAUACGCCAGACAUGGCUGUCAAGCGAGUGAUGGGCGUUGGCGGCGGGGAUCGGCCCAUUCAGCUCGGUGAAGAUUACAAGGGUCGCCCGGUGCACCGCAAUCGUGAUGUUUGGGUCAUUCGCAUCCCCAAUGACCAUGGCGAGGCCCAGCACGCAACUGCAACGGCAGACAGCCUUCUGGAUGUGCUGCAGCUGCAGUUGAGAAACAUGCGGCGCGAGCUCGGGAGCCAGCACCUCAUGACACUCGGCUGCAUGACGGUCUUGGCAAGGAGGCUCCAGGGCCAACACAGGCACGAAGAAGCCGAGCGGCUCUACAGGGAGGCCCUGGAAGGAUACAAGAGCUCCCGAGGUGAGUUCCAUCAGCGCGAAGCAACGACGCUGUUGAUCAAUCUGUCACUGAUCCUGAAGCAGCAGCACAAGCUCGAGGAGGCGGAGGAGAUGCACCGCGCGGCCCUCCAGCAGUCCCGAAUCGUCCUAGGCGACCACCAUAUCAAUACCUUGACCUGCAUUAGCAACCUCGCAAUUUUGCUUUCAGCAAGUGGCCGAGACGAGGAGGCAGCAGUGCUGCAUGACGAAUGUUUGGAGCAGCGCAGGGCAAAGCUUGGCGACGAUCAUCCACACACCCUGAUCAGCAUGAGACAUCUCUCAGAUGUGUGGCGGGCGCUGGGCAGGCUCCAGGAGGCGGAAGUCAUGGCACGCGCGUGCCUUCAGUUGACGGCUGCCAAGUUGGGGAAGUCGCACCCGGAAACGCUGAAGAGCACCGUUUUGUUGGCCAGCUUGCUAAGCGAUCAGGGUAAGUACGAGGAGGCAGAGCCAAUGCUUCGCGAGGCCACAAGCACUUACCAGGCCAAACUUGGCAAGGCGAACCCAAAUUCUUUGUUCAGCCUCUCCACUCUGGCAUUCUGCCUGCAGAAGAAUGGAAAGCUUGUUGCGGCAGAGGUACUCACUCGUGAGUCCCUGGAGUUGCAAAGGACCAUUAACGGGUUCGAGUGCACGGGCGCGAUCGUUGAGGUGAACAACCUGGCAGAGGUCCUGCGCAAGAAGGGUGAGCUCGGGGAAGCAUCGCCGCUUCACCGCGAGGCUUUGGGAAAGGCUCGGGCCCUGCUGGGUGAGUCGCAUCAGCUGACGAUGACUUUUCUGAGCAAUCGCGCAAAGCUGCUGCAUGACCAGGGCAACUUGGAGGAAGCGGAGCGGCUGCAGCGCAAGUCUCUGGAGCAACGCCGCGUGAAGCUGGGAGAGUCCCACGUCGACACGGCUGCCAGCAUGCACGAGCUCGGACGGCAUCAGCAGGCGCGGGGCCACCUGGAGGAGGCGGUGUCUCUCCUUCGCCAGGCUCGGGAGAAGCGGCGGGAGCAGCUGGGUGCAAAGCAUCCGGACACGCUCCUCAGCACGCGGCACUUGGCCGCUGCGUUGGACCUGUGGGGUGAGCCGAAGGAAGCCGGCCGGCUUCGCCAGGAGCUGGAGUCUCAGCCAGCUUUGGGAUUCAAAGGGGUUGGCUUGGAGUGCAGCCUCCAGCAGCUGAAAUGCGCCGGAGCCUGA
Molecule: messenger RNA, 2202 nt
Organism: Symbiodinium natans
Lineage: Eukaryota; Dinophyceae; Suessiales; Symbiodiniaceae
Source: the annotation of a GenBank genome assembly